This is a messenger RNA of Monopterus albus (swamp eel), 1428 nucleotides long. Its product is annotated as extracellular calcium-sensing receptor-like. Gene Ontology annotation, molecular function: G protein-coupled receptor activity. Lineage: Eukaryota; Metazoa; Chordata; Actinopteri; Synbranchiformes; Synbranchidae. Gene Ontology annotation, cellular component: plasma membrane. Gene Ontology annotation, biological process: G protein-coupled receptor signaling pathway. The coding region runs from base 1 to 1428 and encodes 475 amino acids. The transcript is spliced from 5 exons. The record is from RefSeq and is a predicted model, not a curated record.
AUGGCGGGAAAGUACUCUGUGGACAUGCUGGCAGGCAGACAACAGGCUGAGAAGAUAGUGUGUCAACGGAGAGGGGGUCAGGACAAUCCCCAACUAUCUGAGGAUGGAGACAUUAUACUAGGGGCAAUCUUCUCUUUCCACUUCAGCUGGAAAGUCAGACAGGAUACUUACAUGCACAAGCCACUGCCACCUGAAUGCAUCAGUCUGAAUUUCAUAGAGUUCCAGUGUGCCCAGGCUAUGAUUUUUGCUAUUGAGCAGAUUAAUAACAGCACAGAUCUACUACCUGGCAUCUCUCUGGGCUAUAAAAUGUAUGAUUCCUGUAGUUCUAUUGCCAGAAGUGUGAGAGUUGCACUGGCCUUGGCCAAUGGUAAUGAAGUUGUGUCUGAACUCACUGAGGCACCAUGUACCAGACCUGCACAAGUGCAGGCCAUAAUGGGAGCAUCGUCUUCCUCUACUAGCAUGGCUAUAGCCACUGUCAUUGGACCCUUUCAUCUCCCACUGAUCAGUGCCUUUGCCACCUGUGCUUGUCUCAGUGACAAAACCAAAUACCCAUCCUUCCUCAGAACAGUACCCAGUGACUACUAUCAGAGCAGAGCCCUGGCCCAGUUGGUCAAGCACUUUGGUUGGACUUGGGUUGGAGCUAUUAGAAGCAAUGAUGAUUAUGGCAAUAAUGGCAUGGCUACAUUCACAGAAACUGCACAGCAGCUGGGCAUCUGUCUGGAGUAUUCUCUGAGCUUCCUGCUGCUCUUCUCCUUGACUCUGUGUUUCCUGUGUUCUCUGACCUUCAUCGGCCGGCCCUCUGAGUGGUCCUGCAUGCUGCGACACACAGCAUUCGGCAUUACCUUUGUCCUCUGUAUCUCUUGUGUUCUGGGGAAAACUAUAGUGGUGUUAAUGGCCUUCAGGGCUACACUUCCAGGCAGUAAUGUGAUGAAAUGGUUUGGGCCUGCACAGCAGAGACUCAGUGCUGUGGCUUUCACUUUCAUCCAGGUUGUUAUAUGUAUCCUCUGGUUAACUAUUUCUCCUCCUUUUCCAUUUAAGAAUUUUACCCAGUUCAAGGACAAAAUCAUCUUAGAGUGUGCUCUGGGAUCAGCUGUAGGCUUUUGGGCUGUACUUGGGUACAUAGGCCUUCUGGCCAUCUUAUGUUUUAUUCUGGCUUUUCUGGCUCGAAAACUGCCUGAUAACUUCAAUGAGGCCAAACUGAUCACCUUCAGCAUGCUGAUAUUCUGUGCAGUUUGGAUCACUUUUAUGCCAGCAUAUGUCAGCUCUCCUGGGAAGUUCAGUGUUGCUGUAGAGAUAUUUGCUAUUCUGGCCUCCAGUUUUGGACUGCUCAUUUGUACUUUUAUUCCAAAAUGUUAUAUUAUCUUACUGAAACCAGAGAAGAAUACAAAGAAGAAUAUGAUGGAGAAAGGGGCAUCAAAGUCAUUCUGA